ACCGAACAACAUUAGAGCAUUGUUUUUAUCUUGUGUCCUGCUAUUAAUCCUGCGUCGAAUGGCUUUCAAAAUAAGCCUUCUAUCUAUUUUGACCGCUAUACUGUACUUUUCAAGUCAGUCUGGAGUCACGCUCGGAAAAGAAUCCCAACCAACCAAGUAUGGCGAAGUCUACCGCGCCAAAAGUCAGAUUGAUUCCCUGAUUUACAAGCUAACUCUUGAUUUAAACACCUUUAACGAAAAGAAAACGCUGGCCACUGUUAUGCAAAAGGACGCCGAGAAGCUGGCUCGAAUCGCUGAAGAAGAGAUCGCCCUGCUUAAACCGGUACAACAUCUUUUGGAUAAACUGAUAAAGGGUAAUGCUUCAAGUGGAUAUCAACGCUGUUCAACCAAACAAGGAGGAAAAAUCCCAAUGAGAAUUGCGACAAAAGGAUCCUCUCUCUUGAAACAUUACACCAUAAGUGUUCCAGUUAACCAUCGUCAACUGAUAGAUCGUGGAUUAACAGGUGACAAUGGAGAUGACUUGCAAGUCUAUUACCAUGCCAACGGGCAGCACCCUGCUCAAAUCCACCGCGUCCUCAGUGGCCUGGGAACAAAGUCAGCUACUGUCCAGUUCAGACUGCAGGCUCCUAUGUCAAGCAACACUGUUGAUGACUCCUCUUACUUUCUAGUGCUUGGCGGUGCGGUCAGUGGAAGCGUCAUGGAUAACCCUGACCACGUGUACGCCUUUCACGACGAUUUCUCGAGCUCUGUCCUGAAGGAAGAAUGGAUGACAAACAAUUUCGGUAAAUGGAGCGUGCAAAAAGGACGACUGCUUGGAGACACUUUCCAGGGAAGCAUCAAAGACAAUGUGGAGAUCGGAUUGUACGCGAAGUCAGGAUUUACAUGGAAGGAUGUUGAGGUGGAGCUUGACUUAAUGGAGACUGGGACUAAGCGUAGUGCUCCUGGACCGUUUUUACGCGUCAGCAAUGUGGAUCACAGUAAGACUACGGGUUGGUGGUUUCAAUACUACCCACCGAACGUUGAUAGUUGUACGAUGAGACCUCAAGCUAACAACAACGAUGGCAGCUGGAAAUACAAGGGCAAGUUACCUACAGCCUUUACUAUCAACACUUGGUUUCAUUUCAAGUAUCAGGUGCUCGGCGACAGGUUUUCCCAAUGGGCGAAUGGUAAACUGGUGCACAAUAAUGUACAAGUGGGCAGCGAAUGGAAAAUACCUGCAGGAACUUUAGGCCUGGGCUGUUUCAAGUCUUCCCACAACUGUAAAACACUUUACGACAACAUCAAAGUGAGAUUCCUAGUUGCCAGUCCUCCAAACAUCACUCUUGGAAACUUUCAACCAGGCUUCUUUAGCCAAAGUAGUCUUUUGGGUGAAAAGAAACUUCCCGCUGAUUCGUGCAAACAAAUCCAUGAUGCAAGUCUGGCGAACAACAAACCACGCGCCAAAAAUGGCAUCUACUGGAUCAAGACUGACCUAAAAGGAAGUUUAGCAGUGCAGACUUACUGUGACAUGGCAAAUGGUGGCUGGACUCUCGUGGGAAAAAUCAGCGGAAACGUUGGCAAUAUUUACAAGACAUGGCUGGUCUCUAACUACAACACUGUUGCACUGAAAACACCAAAUAUCACUAAACAGAAAGAGUAUGCCUGUAUCGACGCGCGCAGAUUGGCGGUGGAGGAAGCGUCCUCGAUUCUGUUGUCCAGCGGUGAGCGGAUGGAUGGCUUGGGGAGCAAGUGGGUGAUGUGGAGGCUGCCUGGAGACAGAGAAAAGAACUUGCAGUGGAAUCACUCUGUUGGGCCGUCCACUGUAAAUGCAGCGGCUAAGACACCCGUUAUGGUGUAUGCUUGGAAUGGCAACAAAAAGAUCUGUUAUCAGAACGAGUUCGGGAUCCUGCCUAAUAGUGCUCAUGGAGGUUCGUACCCUUACGCCUCUUACGACGCUGCUGGGGGCACUUACACCAAUGAUUAUUGCAUGUCUGUGGGGGUCAUGGCUAAAGGUUUCACUGCGCAUGGCUGGUCGCAGAAUGCCAGUGGUUACGACAGUCCCAGCAGCGACUCCGAUUGGCCGAACAAAGCAUACAAUCACCAGUCCCCACACUUGACAAUCUGGCUGAAAUAACUGUAGCAACGACCUCAGAGAAACAAUCACAGAUAACCGUGAUUUCUAUUGCGCUCUGAUUGGGAUUUAUAUCAACUUAGAUCGAGAAGGUCAAAUUGAGAGAAUAUUAUAGGAAAGGCGAUUUCAUUUCAUAUACGGUAGCAUUGUCGUGAAAGAGGAGAGAUUACGUCAAGAGAAAAAUCAACAGAGUCAAAGAACAUCACCAUAAAGUAGGUUGCCAGGGACCAAGACAGACAUUUGUUUCGUUCGGUGAAGGGAGAUCGAUUUUCCGUCUUUUAAGUUUCGUUUGCUUUGCCGAGAAUAAGGGGAAUCUUGCAAGUGUGUAACAGAUAACUGAGGCGUUGUUAAGUUGUGGAAAACAUGAAAACAAAGAAAAAAAUAAAAUAAAAUGGUGCUUGGUAAAGAGUCAGGAUUCCUUUAUACU
This is a messenger RNA of Orbicella faveolata, 2537 nucleotides long. RefSeq lists its product as uncharacterized. Lineage: Eukaryota; Metazoa; Cnidaria; Anthozoa; Scleractinia; Merulinidae. The record is from RefSeq and is a predicted model, not a curated record. Gene Ontology annotation, molecular function: oligosaccharide binding; hydrolase activity.